UUCUAGAAUUCAGAUAUUGCUAUUAAUAAUGGCAUCCUCUAUCAUUUAAUCUUUAUUUCUGGAGAGUUGUUCGGUCGGUAGGUUUUACUUUGGGAUUCUCUCUGCUUUCAAAUAAAUAUUCAAUCUUUUCCAUUGCUACUGAGUGUAUAAAAUGAGAUAAAUGAUUUGAGUCAGUACUCUGCAAGGUUGAAGUAAUACAACAGAAGCUAUGUCCCUGAGGAUCACAGCUUAAGAGUGUAAGACUCUCCACUGUGUACUUUUAUUGAGCUCCAAUGAUUGUUACGGGAGAGGAAGACUCACUGGAAUGUCCCAUAUGUUGGGAAUCCUUCAACCUUGUGGAGAAUGUACCUCAUGUCCUCUGGUGUGGACACAGCCUCUGCAAGACAUGUUUACUCUCCCUCCAACCAGCUGAGAUCAAAUUCCCAAUUCUAUCUAUACACAUACCAGUCCUCCUCUCAUGUCCAUGGUGCCAGCUUUUGUGCUUCAAGCUUGUCUGGAAAGGUGACCUCAGGUUCCCAAGGAAGAACUUCUUUCUCCUCUGGCUGGUUGAAACUGCAACAGGGUACCGGACAACGAAUUGCCCGUCUUCAUCUUCCAAGGAUCAAAAAUUUCUUCAGCCUUUAACUACUGAUUUAGUUACUCAAGGUGGCUGCCUAUCACCACCAUCUGAAGAGCACCUCCAUGAACAUUCUCAGGGUUUCCUUGAUGCAAGGCAAACAAUGAACCAUCUUCAAUCAUCGCUUCAAAGAUCAUUUUCGUCAUUGGUACAACUAACAGUAAAGCUCCCAAUUGUAUUCAUAGUCAUGCUGUUCCUUAGUUAUGUGAUUAUAGGUAGCAUUGUAGUUUUGGUUUUUUAUUUACUGAUCACAUUUAUAUUUGCUGUGCCAUCACUAUGGCUACUCUGCUUCUUCCAACCCAUGUUAGAAAGGUUGGCUAGAGAUGCAAUAGCUUGAGAUCAUUCUGCUCUGUAAGUUAUCUAAUUUGUUGGGAGCAAACUAAUGGGUUUCUGUAUCUAAUGGAGAAAGUGCAACAAUGAUUAUAAAUGACAGAAAAUGAAGCUUGCCCUUUGGUUCAGUAAACUGGGUCUUAUGUGCAAAAUAAAACCCUUUUCCGUUGUUAUGU
This is a messenger RNA of Macadamia integrifolia, 1122 nucleotides long. RefSeq lists its product as uncharacterized. The transcript is spliced from 2 exons. The coding region runs from base 273 to 953 and encodes 226 amino acids. Lineage: Eukaryota; Viridiplantae; Streptophyta; Magnoliopsida; Proteales; Proteaceae. The record is from RefSeq and is a predicted model, not a curated record.